Molecule: messenger RNA, 1517 nt
Organism: Paramecium pentaurelia
Lineage: Eukaryota; Ciliophora; Oligohymenophorea; Peniculida; Parameciidae
Source: the annotation of a GenBank genome assembly
AUGUAAAAAAAUGUUAACUUUCAUGAGAUGCUUCAAUAGGUAAUCAAACUUGAGAAUAUUAAUGAAGAGCUUGAAAAUCUAAAAAUAAUUGUAAGAAUUUUUGAACAAAUCCAAUUUAGUUUUCAGAAUUAAUAUCAAGCUCAUUAAAUGAUAAUUAGAAGCUUAAUAUAUAUUAUGAAAUCAAUUUAAUAUUAACAAGUUUAUUAGAGUAGACAAAUAGGUCAAUUGAAGAAAAAAUAGAAAUUAAGAAUUUAAUGAACAUUAUGAUGAAUAAUAUGGAAGUCUAAGAAUUUAUGUAUAGAAUUGCUGAUGAAGAAAGUAAUUAACACAUUUCAUAAUAUUUAGCUAAUUAAAUUUAAGAGGUUAGAAGUUUAAGUAUCAAUUAUAAAGCAUCAAGAAUUGGUAGAGCAUAUAUUACAUAAAGGGCUGAAUAACAAUAAUAAUAACAACAUACUGAAAAUAAGAUGCUUACUUUAAAUGUUGAUAUUUGUUAGGAAUAAUAGAUAUAAUUUUAUGAUAAUAAUAAUAAUUAUUCACAAUAAUCAAAAGAAGAAUAAUCCUUAAUUUAAUCUCCACCUUCUAAAAAGUAUAUUGAAAUAGCAUAAGAUGAAUUAUCAGAAUUAAUAAAUAGAAGUAAAUAUGAAUUUGAUUAAACAAAAAUUGAUUAAGUAAAUUUUUAUAUUAUUUUAGGCUUAUGAAUAUGCAAAAUUAGCUUAAGAUAAAUUUAAAUCAGAUAUUAAUUAUCAAUAACAUGCUGAGUAUGUAGAUUAAAUAAUUGUGUAAUAUAAUUAUUUGAUAGAUAAUGUUAAAGAAUUAGAUUCAGAUGGUUGGAUAUUUGAUGGUUAGAGUAAUGGAAUUUCUGUUAAGUAUAAAUUCCCAGAAAAUACUUCUACUGCAUCUAUGCUUAUGGAAACAAAGAUACCAGUUAAUGCAAUAAGAGUAUUGGCUUUAGUAAAUGAAAUGGAUUUAAAUUAUUUAUGGGUUCCUUUUUGUAAAAGAACUUAUGUUAAUAAAGUUUUGAAUAGAGCUUGUAAAGUUUGUACAUCAGAAAUGUAUUUUCCUUUGAUUCCAGAUAGAGAAUGUGUUUUUGUUGGAGAAGGUUAUGAUAGAUUAUCAGUUAAUGGAACAAUAACAUUAUUAUCGAGAUCAGUGGAUAGUGAUAAAGAAUUUUUAGAAAAGAAUGGAAUCUUUAUUCCAGAGAAAUCUAAAUUUAUUAGAAUGUAUAUCAAAUAUUAUAUAUUUGAAAUUACACCUAUAGAUAAGGAUUCAUGUUCCAUUAGAGCUUGCACAAAUGUAAAUCCUAAAAUUUCAAUGGUACCUAAUAGUGUUUUAGCUUAUAUUGGAAGAAAAGUAAAAUUAAUUUUUAUUAUAAUUAUUAGUUUGCUCAUAUUUUAAUAUAAAAAAUAGUAAAUUUUGCAAAAACAUUUGAAAAAUCUCCUUUUUAUCCUGUUUAUUUAGAACAUAUAGAAUUUUAUAAUUGGUUAGAAGAAAAGUUAAAAAACCAUCUUAAAUAUUGA